Molecule: messenger RNA, 1296 nt
Organism: Macroventuria anomochaeta
Lineage: Eukaryota; Fungi; Ascomycota; Dothideomycetes; Pleosporales; Didymellaceae
Product: MFS general substrate transporter
Exons: 6
Coding region: 1-1296 (431 amino acids)
Biological process (GO): transmembrane transport
Cellular component (GO): fungal-type vacuole membrane
Molecular function (GO): transmembrane transporter activity
Source: RefSeq, a predicted model, not a curated record
AUGUCCGAAAAGUUCCACAACAGCGUCGAGCAUCGAGCCUCAGACAGCACGACUGAUUCCGAAACAUGCAUCAUCAAAGAAGAACGUGAAGGCGGUGUGGCUACAUGGAUGACCGUGGUUGGCUCCAUCUUGGUCUACUAUUGUUCCAUGGGUGUUCUGAAUAGCUUCGGCUUCUUCCACAACUACUACAGCCAUGACUUCCUCAAGAAUACCCCAACGUCGGUGAUCGCCUUCAUCAGGACGCUGCAGAUAGCGUUGACGAACUCGCUAGCAGCGGUGUCUGGGGCACUAUGUGAUUACUACGGCAUAAGAUUUGGUCUGCGCAUUGGUGCAGGUAGCGGCACAGCAGUUGGCUUGCUUGCUAUGUCCUUUGCACAGGCUGGUCGAUUUUGGCAGGUCUUCCUAGUUCAAGGCCUACUCAUGGGCUUCGCUGCUGCCUUUGGCGCUCAGCCUGCACUUACCGUUGUUGGUCAACACUUCCAGCAACAACGGGAAGUAGCUAUGGGCUUUGUUACCGCUGGCUCUGCUCUGGGAGGUAUCAAAUUCCCUCUCAUAUUUGAGCGUCUAUUGUCCAUUCUGGGAUUUCAGUGGAUGCUGCGCGUGGCAGCGCUGAAGGUCGCCGUUCUCUACUCAAUCUCGCUGGCCAUAUCGACCAGCAAGCCUAUUGGAAAGAACCAGCCAAGGAACUGCGGCUCGCUCAUCGAGUUUCGCGGCUUCCUCGACCUACGUUAUGCGGUCCUUUGCAUCAGAGGUUUCUUCGCUCAGUUGGGACAGUGGAUCCCUUUAUACUACAUCAAGAUGUACACAAAUGCAGCAUACCCUGGCAACAAUGUCAGCGAGUACUUCCUGUCCAUGAUGAACGGGUGCAGGAUCUUGGGCGCUGGAGGUCUUUUAGGCGAUCGCAUAGGCCGCCUCAACCUACUCUGGCCUAUGGUGAUGUUCACGGGAUGCAUCUACAUCUUCAUCUGGCAGCUUAUCAACUCUCUCGCUGUGACUGUGCUCUUCGCUUGCCUCUAUGGCUUUGGUACUGGCAACUUCACCGCACUAUUACCAUCGAUUGUAGAACAGAUCACACCAGAUGAGAACCUGGGGACACGAGUAGGCGCAUUCUACAGUGUUGUUGCUGUUGUUCGUCUGGUUGGAACACCGAUUGGUAGUGCUUUGAUCACGAGCGAUGAUACGAAAGAGGGGUACUGGUGGCUGAUAGUCUUCUCGUGUACCACAAUUACCAUUGCAUCGCUGUUCAUGCUCGGCAGCCGCCUGCUACACGACAAGAAUUUGCGGAAGAAGUGGUGA